AUGUUACGAAGAGCUGCGAGCAAUGCGUAUUCAUGGUGGUGGGCAAGCCAUGUCCGAACCAAACAAUCCAAAUGGCUCGAUGAAAAUCUUCAAGAUAUUGAGGAGAAGGUGCAAUACGCACUUAAGCUAUUGGAAGACGAAGGUGACUCUUUCGCAAAGCGUGCUGAAAUGUAUUACAAGAGAAGACCAGAACUAAUCAGUUUCGUGGAAGAAGCAUUCAAAGCCUACCGUGCUUUAGCUGAACGUUACGAUCACAUCUCCAAGGAGCUACAAAACGCAAACACAACCAUCGCAUCUGUGUUCCCCGACCAAGUCCCCGAGUUUGCAAUGAACGAAGACGAUGAAUCCGCUCUUCCUUCCUCUCCAAGAAACCGUAAACCGAAUAAGAACGUUCCAAAGGUUCCUGAGUUUCCUAUAAAAGACCCCGAGGCUGCUACGAAGAUGUUUAACUCGAGGAAAGGUAAUAAUAACAAAGGUAAUAAUGAUGUUGUGGUUAACAAGUCCGGUUUAAGCAAAACCGAGGCGGUUGAGGAGAUUGAUAAGUUGCAGAAAGAGAUUCUUGUUUUGCAAACGGAGAAGGAGUUUGUGAAGAGCUCUUACGAGAAUGCGCUUGCGAAGUAUUGGGAGAUUGAGAAUCGUAUUAUGGAGAUACAAGGGAAGGUUUGUGGUUUGCAAGAUGAGUUUGAUGAAGGUGCUGUUGUGAUUGAAGAUGAAGAAGCUCAGGUUCUGAUGUCAGCGGCAGCUCUUAAAUCAUGCGAGGAGAAGUUGGAUGAGAUGAGGGAGAAGCAUGAGGAGAAUGUGAAAGAAACUGAGAUCGCAAGACAAGAGAUUAGUAAAUCAAAAGAGGAGAUUGAUAAACAUUCUGAUGAUGAAACAAGGACUCAAAGAAGUGGAGAAGUGGAAAAGGAAGAGGUUAAGGAGAAGGUGAAUGAAGAUGAGGUGGUGGUGGAUAGCUCUAGCUCAUGUCUUACUAUAACAGAUGUGGCUGAUAAUAUAGAUGAGCUUGUGAAUGAUGUGAUGAAUUUGGAGAAUUUGUUUUCAUCUCAAGCAGCUUUGAUACAAAGGCUAAGAGAAGAGAUUGAUGAUCUCAAGGCACAGAUUGAAGCCCUUAAAGAGAAUAAUAACAACUCAUCUCAAAGUGGUGAAGAUACUGCUGACAUGAAGAAGAGGCUGAGAGAGAUGGAGGAAAAGCUGAAUGGUAUUAAUGGUAUACACAAGGGGGUUGAAGAACAGAGUCACAACAUUGAAAUACACCUUACUAGAGCACAUAUAAAACUAACUUUCUUGUCUAACAAGUUAAAGGGCUUAAACCAAGGAGAAGAUGGAUCAAAGGAUACUAAUGUGCCAAUUCAAAAUGCUACAUCUUUGAGUGAUACAACCUUGUCUGAGAAGUUAACAAGCUUGAAACAAGAAGGAGAAGAAGAAUCAAAGGCUACUAAUGUGCCAAUCCAAGAUGCAAGAUCUUUGAUUGAUGCAAAGAUUCUAGAGGAAAAACUUGAUGAUUCAGUUGUGUCUGAAGAUGUUAAACCAUCAUCUGAAGUGGUUAUUGCUGAAAAAGAAAUUAAAGAAAGUGAAGUUUUAUUAUCACCAAAGACAGGCAUUGAAGCUGAAGAUAAAGAGUUUUUGCAGAAGAUUCUUGCACAUGGGAUUGAAGGUAGAGAGAAACAUCUCUUAACAGAAUACACAAAGGUACUUAGAAGCUACAAGGAAGUGAAAAAGAUGUUAGAUGAAACAGAAACAAGACUCAAGAGUGAAAACACAAUAAAAGAUGAACAGCUCAGAGUCUUGAACCAAAAACUCAACCUCCUUCUGCUUCAAGGUAAAACUGAUGAUAAGCAGAAGACUACAGCCAAGGAACAAAAACAACAGCGUGAGCAGUUGUUCAUGUUAAUUUACAAAGAAGAUAAUGCCAUAAACGCAAUAACUGGUCAGAACCAGAUGUUAUCACCAAAAGAACAACUAUUUGAAGCAAGAGUUGAUGCAUUGUUAAGUGAAAACUUAAACUUGCUGGUGAGGUUUAGCAACUCGUUUGGACAGAUACAACAGUUCGAUACUGGGAUUAAAGACUUACAUGCUGAGUUGAUGAAGAUCGUGGACCAGAAGAAUCAAGAUAAGCCUUCUCUAAGAUCAAACGUUCGUCCUAUUUACAAACACCUCAACGAGAUACGCACUGAACUAACCAUCUGGCUAGAGAAGAGUCUAAUGCUAAAGGAAGAGAUCAACUCAAGAGCUUCAACGUUAAACAACAUACAAAACGGAAUAACAGAAGCUCUCAAAACAGAUUCUGAAGAUCCGGAAAAGAAGUUUACUAUCUACCAAGGAGCUAAGUUCGAAGGUGAGGUUUCAAACAUGCAAAAGGAGAACAACAGGAUUGCAGAAGAGCUUCAGACAGGUUUGGAUCAAGUUUUGAAACUGCAGAAAGAAGCUGAUAAGACACUUGGGAAGUUGAGUGAGGAGUUUUCACUUUCUGAGUCAAAGAACCGGUCCAGUUCACGGUCUACGCAAGAUGGGAAAAGUAGUAUUCCUCUGAGAUCGUUUAUCUUCGAUGCUAAACCCAAGAAGCAGAGAUUAUCUCUUUUCUCUUGUAUCCAACCUUCAAUGUCUAAGAAGAUGAGGCCUGAUUCAUAG
Molecule: messenger RNA, 2628 nt
Organism: Eruca vesicaria subsp. sativa (arugula)
Lineage: Eukaryota; Viridiplantae; Streptophyta; Magnoliopsida; Brassicales; Brassicaceae
Source: the annotation of a GenBank genome assembly